GGCCGUGGGCUCUGGCAGGUGAAGCCCUUAAAGGGCCCGCGGCCCCUCUGCCGCUCGGGAGGUAUCGGACUCUGAGCCGACCGGCGGGGAGCUGGGAUCCAUUCUAUGUGACGGAAUGUCCCAACUGUACAACAUGGCAGGAGCCCUGGGGGCUGAAGAAUGACACUUUCCUGCAUUGGUCUCAGUAAAAUCUGCUUCCUGCUGUCUGUGACCUUCUGUGCUUUCCUUCUCUUGCUAAUCCCCAAAUUCCAGACUACCUGGAGACACAGGGGCUAUCCACAACCCCGUCCACCACCUCCUUUUAAUGCUUCCUGCAAAAGUGAGUUCCACCACCCGCAGGCAGAGCCCAGCUCAACAGGCCAUUUGGACAGUGAAGAAACUGAUAUUACACACAGUGUGAAAGAUGAAACUGUAGAAAAAUGGGGGGAUUACAGCCUACGGGCUGGGGGAUCCAGCCUGAAACUUGAGGAGCAGGAUUGGAGCCCCACCAGUCCUCUUCAAACUAUGUUGAAGGACCACCGUGGACCUGCAGAUGAUUUCAUUAAGGAGAAUCUGGAGCUGCAGGAUAUUUUUAUUGCUGUGAAAACUACAAGAAAGUAUCAUAAAAGUAGGCUGGACUUGCUCUUCGAAACCUGGAUUUCGCAGGCCAAAAGACAGACGUUUAUAUUCACAGAUUGGGAAGACCAUGAACUGCGCCUAAGAGCAGGAGAUCACAUGAUCAACACCAACUGCUCUGCUGUUCACACCCGCCAGGCACUCUGCUGCAAGAUGUCUGUGGAAUACGAUAAAUUCCUCGAAUCUGGGAGAAAAUGGUUUUGCCAUGUGGAUGAUGACAACUAUGUGAAUCCACAGAAUCUCCUGCGCCUCUUGUCUGCCUUCUCACAUAGCCAGGAUGUAUAUGUGGGGAGGCCAAGCCUGGACCACCCCAUUGAGGCAGCUGACCAUGUCCGGAAUGAUGAAUCAACAACCGUGAAGUUCUGGUUUGCCACAGGUGGAGCAGGGUUCUGUAUCAGCAGAGGCCUUGCCCUGAAGAUGAGUCCCUGGGCCAGCUUGGGUAACUUCAUCAGCACUGCAGAGAGGGUGCGUCUUCCUGAUGACUGCACCAUUGGUUACAUCAUCGAGGGGAUGCUGGAGGUGAAGCUGCUGCACAGCCCCUUGUUCCAUUCCCAUCUGGAAAAUCUACAGAGACUACGAGGCGAGUCAGUGCUGCAGCAGGUCACCCUGAGUUAUGGGGGCCCUGAGAACAAACAUAAUGUUGUGAGUGUGGCAGGAGUGUUUGGCUUGCAGCAAGAUCCAACCCGAUUCAGAUCUGUCCAUUGUCUUCUCUAUCCUGACACUACCUGGUGUCCCACUAAAAAUAUACUGUGACCUCAGACCUAACCUUGACAAUUGGUAUCUUACCUGCACAAGAUUGGACAGGGUGCUUUUCUUGGAGAUGAACAAGAAAAAUCUACAAAAGUAAGAUCCCCGAUCACUUCAUUCCCAUGGCAGGAGUGUGAGGCCUCAUCAGCUGCUGUCUUGAAACAUCCCAAGGAAGAAACUCUCCUUCGCUUUGCACUCUGGUCUUCCAGCAAUUCAUAUGUCUUUAAGGUUAAGCAUAGGCCCCCUCCUACUUCCUGUCUGGUUUUAUCCAUGCUUUGCUAGUUGAAAGCUCUGUGGCUAUCACAGUUUGUACCUAAAAAAUACAGAGUGGAAUGCAGUGCCUGGAAUCAUAGCACUGGAACUAGUGUUCUGAAUAGGGCUUCUAGAGAGCAGUCCUCCUGCUGCUGAGAUUCCAGGGCAGAGUGCAGAGCCCAUGGUGGGGAGGGAGGGAUUUUUAAUUUGGCUCCCUUGGAAGCAGAAUGAUUCAAGAACUUCUCUAGUUUAUUUUUUCUUGUCCCAAUGUCUGAGCUGUGCGGGAAUCUAGCUGAAACAUCUGCACUUCCAGUGAGGCAUAGAUGUGUUAACCAAGAACAAAUUAUGCCAGUCUGCCCUGCAUGACAGGCUGAGGACCACAUCUCCUUUAGCUCCUUCUGGUCACCUGAGUCUGGUUUCCAUGAGGGUGGCACACUUGACUCUCUUUCUGGUUGAAAGAUGGUGGUGAUUUUCCAUGAUGGGCUGCAGAUCCAAAGGUGCUUGGUCUUGGCUCAUACUAUUUCCUGGCAGUUUGAUACUGAGAGAGAUGUCUGUGGGAAUGCUAUUAGGUCCCUCCUCCCAGUGUAAUCCACAGCAUGGUCCCUGGUUGGCAUCUGAUCCUGGGUUGCUAAAACAGCCUGCAGCCUCCUUCCUGCUUCUGUAGUCUUGUUGCAUCCCAAAGCCUAUGUGGGAGGAGAAACCUGGGUUAGCUGCAGUGCCCUGAGGUGUUGUCAUUUAGGACCUUUGACAGGACUGGUGUGACCACCCAGGCCAGCUACAUAAAUGGACCUUUGAGCUUCAGGCCUGGGGAAGAUCUAUGUUCACUUUUCCUCUGCAAGCUAGCGAGGAAGAGAUGCUCCAGAAGAAAGGCUUGCACACUCCCUCCAAGUGAGGGGCUCAGCCUGUUGUCUGCAGAGCUUCUGCUGUAGGAUUUGCGAGUGCUCUGUAAAGGAAAAGGAGUUUGGUUUUCACGUGGGAAAAGAAGGAAUUCCAAAAGUCUCUUGUUUUUCUCUUAGUCCACACUGAGGCUUGCACACUCCAUUGCUGGCAUGGUUAGGAAGAGCAGUGUCUAGAUCUUCACUGGUUCCUGGUCCUAAUGACUAACACUGAAAUGGGGGGAAAGCAGCAGAAUUACAUAUUGGCAAGUUGUAAUUCCAAGCACUGUGACCUGAGCAUGAAGCUGUCGGGAAGGAACUCUUAGUUUCUAAUUCUGUCUCUGCCACCAAUGCACUGUGAGGCCGUGGGUGAGUCAUGUGACCUCUCCCAUUUGUAAAGUGGGUAGAGUAUAUAGGCACACCUCUAAGGUAUGCAGUCAUGAGGCUUCAUGGAGUUGUGUAAUUCUUUCUGAAGAGGAUUAUUCCCAUUGCUCUCUAACAAAGACCCUUUAGGGUUUAGCCAUGCAUAUUUUGCUGCUUUCUAAAGAGACUUCUUUGCCCUCCUUCAUGCUUCCUGAUGUGGCACUAACUCCAUUCUUUGGCCAAGAGGCCAGACUGGGAACAUCAGUGGUCCAUCUAGCCCAGGCUCCUUUCUCAGACAGUGGCCAGAACCAAAUGCUACAGAAGAUGCCGUAAGAACCCUGAAGUAGGCAUAUGUGGAAUAACCUGUCUGCACCUUAGGUGUCCUACUGAUCCCUUAAGCCUGAAGUCUAAUAUCCCUUCCAAAAAUGUUGUCAUUAAUUACAACUGGAUAUUCUUGAUAGCCAUAUAAAUAUCCAGUCCUUUUUGAAUCUUAAGUACUUGGCCUCAACGCCUGUCUUCCUGUGGCAAAGAAUUCCAUAAAUUAAUGAGUCAUUAAUGGGACUCUGUGCCUCUGAACACUGAUUAACUGCUUCUUUACUGCAGCGUCUGUUCCUGGUCCAUGGACUGCCCUGGAAUUGCAUCUUGCCAGAUAUGCAUGUGACAGAUCAGUUAAGACUAAGGCCUGAUCCUACUACUAUUCAAGUCAAUGGCAAAACUCAUACUGAUUUCAGUAGCACCAGGACAGAGUCUUAAAAGUUUGGUCCAGUACUCUUCCUAAUUCCCAGGGCUGAGCAUGCUACCUCUUUGGCAUGCCCAUAACUGAAAGGCCUAUAGGCUGGGCUUGGAAAAGAAAUGCAUGCCUCCCGUAUGGCAGUGCAGAGCACUGGCCUUUAACAAGCCCUUGUUUGGGCUCCUUUUAAGGUUUUUCAUAAAUGUUCCUAAUAUGGUAGCCGCUGCUGCCAUAAGAUGGGAGUGUUCCAGGCAAACUGGUGUUUCUCAUCUAAAGUGUUUUCUUUUAAUUAAAUAAAUAUUUAAAGGUGG
Gopherus flavomarginatus (Mexican gopher tortoise) is the source of this 3893-nucleotide messenger RNA. It is a transcript of the gene RFNG, whose product is annotated as RFNG O-fucosylpeptide 3-beta-N-acetylglucosaminyltransferase. NCBI's taxonomy places the organism in Eukaryota, Metazoa, Chordata, Testudines, Testudinidae. Gene Ontology annotation, cellular component: Golgi membrane. The record is from RefSeq and is a predicted model, not a curated record. The coding region runs from base 160 to 1368 and encodes 402 amino acids. Gene Ontology annotation, biological process: regulation of Notch signaling pathway; pattern specification process. Gene Ontology annotation, molecular function: O-fucosylpeptide 3-beta-N-acetylglucosaminyltransferase activity. The transcript is spliced from 9 exons.